This is a messenger RNA of Hippoglossus stenolepis (Pacific halibut), 3971 nucleotides long. It is a transcript of the gene chic2, whose product is annotated as cysteine-rich hydrophobic domain 2. Bases 188 to 697 code for a protein of 169 amino acids. The record is from RefSeq and is a predicted model, not a curated record. Lineage: Eukaryota; Metazoa; Chordata; Actinopteri; Pleuronectiformes; Pleuronectidae. The transcript is spliced from 6 exons.
UUGAUGUUUUGUUUCUGUUCUGCUGAAGUGAACGAUGUGAACUGAAUCUUCUCCGGGACGGACUGAUUUAUUUCCCCCGCGUGUAUCACGGCUCUCCCGACACUCUCUCCCCGGUAAGCUCCCUCUGUCCGUCGGCACCGUGUCUCUCCCGGUGUCCCCCCCGGGAAGCGCGAGGCCGAGUCGUGCGAUGAUGGAGGACUUUGACGAGAUCUACGAAGAGGAGGAGGAAGAGGAGGACGAGGACAGGGCCGCGGAGGAGCAGCUCCUCAAGUACGCUCCGGACCCGGUGGUGGUGCGAGGAUCCGGCCACGUCACUGUGUUUGGGCUUAGCAACAAAUUUGAGUCAGAAUUUCCUUCAGCACUUACAGGGAAGGUGGCGCCGGAGGAAUUCAAAGCCAGUAUCAAUCGCGUAAACAGCUGCCUGAGGAAGACGCUGCCGGUGAACGUGCGGUGGCUCCUGUGCGGCUGCCUCUGCUGCUGCUGCACGUUGGGCUUUAGUUUGUGGCCUGUGAUCUGCCUCAGCAAGAGGACAAGAAGAUCGAUAGAGAAGCUCCUGGAGUGGGAGAACAGCAGACUUUACCACAAGUUGUGUUUGCAUUGGAGACUAAGCAAAAGGAAGUGUGAAACCAACAACAUGAUGGAAUAUGUAAUCCUAAUAGAGUUCCUACCUAAGAUCCCCAUCUUCAGACCGGAUUAGCCCAACUGUGGCUGAUCUCAAACCACCACUGCUGCCAGCUCGGCCACAGAACCACGAUGGCUGUCAAGCUCCUUAACAACUCCCCCAUCCCAAAACACCAACACAAUAUUUUUUGUUUACAAAGUAGCAUCAAUCCUUUUUUGACUCGUUGUCCCACGCAUACUCCAUCUACACCCUUGUUUACAAAUCCAGCAUCCCAGCUCCAGAACUGGAGCGGAUUCACCGUUGAACCUUCACCUACGGACGAGCUGGCACACUGUUUAGCCAUGCGAGCCGCUACCAGCCUGUGGGAUGUCAGAGGAAACCCAGCCGCGAGAAGUAUUAUUGAUUUCAGAGCCAGGAGCUGGAGACUGGACUCUCGAACUGAGUUCUCUAAGCUACAACUGGAAUUUCUUUUUUGUCACUUGUAUGUUCCCUAACCUAAGCACAUGGCACAGUCAGACCAUGAUAAAACCAACGCUUUCAUACGUUGCCUACCGUCACACCGCCAACUUCACCUGCAAAAAAAUACACCCCAGUGCAUUUGUAUCAGUUGGUCUGGUGCUCUCGGUUCUAGGCUGUGGAGGCAAUGUGACAUAACGGAACUCCAAAGGAACCUUCAUCCAAAUCAACUCAGUAGCGGACUGACCAGUCCCACUGAAAUGUGUUGGGCCAGUGGCCAAAACGGCUUAACUCACAAAAAAAAAAGUCACUUCUUAUCAACUACCAGACAUUGUUGUCCUCUCUCCUCCUUUCAUAUCUCUGCACACUUACUGUGCGUCACCCUAAUCCAGUGACAAUCACACACUUUGACUGUACUCCCCAUAGAAUGACUGGGUCUUAAAUGCUACAUCGUUUACCUGGAACAAUUUGUGUUUUUCACCAGUGUGUGUGUGCAGGUGAUUGGCUGGUUGCCAGGCAACUGCGUCUGAGUCACAGUGGAACAUGUGAGGAGGCCACUGGUGUAGAUGAAAGGAACGCUUGGUUUCUUUAUAUAUUUUUUUAGUAUCUCAAGUUUUGUUUACUCUUCUGGUGAAGGGGGCAGUCUGUGCUUGUUAACCUGUUCACCAUGUUUGUGUGUGUGUGAGAAAAGUCUGAGGGCAAAACGUAUGCAAAAAAAGACAAAUCAGACAUGAAGACACGCUUUACUCUGCAAAGCCGGGUUCUUUCUUUGAAGUAUUUUCUUUGCCACACCUGAUCUUUGUUACUUUUGUUGUAAUUUAUACAUGUGUGAGUGUGCAUUUGUGAAAUAGGCCUCAGUUGUUUGUUGUUUUUUUUUCUGCAAAGGUAUGGUUGUUUCCUUUUUUGUCUUCUGGACAUGUGUCAACACUAAAGCACACAAUCGCUUUGUCCUUAACACCUUCACAUGGGCCUCUCUUCCUUAUCUGCCAACCUUGGCCUGUUUAUAUGAGCGUUCAAGUUGAGGAUGUAGGUCUUUUCUGAGAAAGUUCCUCUGUCUUAGACAUAAUCUGACUCAUUAAAUUGAGAGGCCUGGGGCGACGUAAGAGUGUUCGAUCCUCUUUAUUAGGCGUACGGUAAUACCAGCGUUCUGUAUCACGAAGCAGGAUUAUUAAAGUCAGCUUCAUAACUGCACUGAAUAAAAUCUGAUUACUCCCAGAUCAGCAUCAUGGUCUUUAAAGCUGUGUUUUAUAUUAGCAAAAGUGAAACGUGUUACUUUUAACAAUGAAUCCAGAGAAAACUAGAAACUCGGUAGAACGCAUACCUCCACCAGCACCCAGCAGUCCCCUUAUGAAACAACAUUUAAAUUCACCUGAUUUUUAUUUGGAUCUGGACCAAAUUGUCCCUUAAAUAUGUCUGAAUAUUUUUCAAUAUCCAUGAAUUGUUCCUUGGGAAAUCAUGGAAAGUGUCAAAAGACACCCUAUCAGAUCCGCAAUAAAAUUGAAUGGGUCCUUUUUCCUUGGAUUAUGCGUAACCCUGCCAACAAACCAACCGUCAGUCAAACGGACCCUUUCGCGUGUUUAAGAUCAUUGUUUUUGGUUCCCGGCCUGUAACUGUACCGACUCAUUCUCACUCCCCUCAUUACUCUUGUGUGCAGCAGCAGGUAGAUGUUUCCAAAGAUGAUGAACCUACAAUACGAUACCUGUCCGGCACCAAACAGCUGACACACAACAAAUACUUGGUGGAUAUUGGACAUCAGAUGUUGGGACAUGACUCCAAACUAGGGCUGCCCAUGCUUGUACAAUGUAUAAGCGAUAUAUCCAUAUAUAUUAAACUUUUUUAAAUUUACUUUGUUAUAUUGCGAUAAUUCUUGUUAUUGUUUUAUUGCCCUGCCCUACUCCAAUGAAUCCUGAUGUUGCACUAACUAUAGGGUGUGCAAAUAAACAACUGUUAGCUAAAGGUUUUUAAAUCAACUUUAUAAAGUAAUAAAGUCUGUUCCAGGCUCAAUUUACUUCAGUUAUCAGGCUAACUAUCAAUCCUGCUUUGAGAUAAUGGCCCAAGGCAAUAUAUUACAGAUCACAUCAUAUAGCACAUAUCAAUUUUAUUCAACAUACAAUCAUUUACCAUCAAGUGGGAGAAAGGGGAGAAGGAAGAUAUGGAUUAAACAUCUCCCACUCAGUCCACCUCUUGAUUUAUCAAAACCACCCAGACACUGACUGACACUGUGAGAUUGUGUGUUACACGGAAAGUUGAAAGUCGCUCGGCUCUGGUUGAUUGUACGGGUCACACUCAGGGGAUUAUUCUAGAAAAACAAUAUGUAGCAUUGGAGAAAUCUCAGUGUCAGGUAUGUUCUAAAGUUGCACCAGGGAGUCAAGUAACGACGUAACAUACAUCUCACGUGACUUGAACGGCUGUAAAACGAUGUGUCUGGAGAUUGAUAUGAAAUUGAAACAUGCCCCGAAGAAAAAAACAAUUGAAUCUGUCUGUGGACUUUCUGUUAAGACAGGAAGCAGUUUUAUACCACAGACCCACAAAUCUUGGACAUUGGUUUAGUUUAUCUGUUAUACCAGUGGGUCGCCAAUCGGCUCAUCAGUCACUUUUCUAUUUUUUGAUUGUGGUCUGUUCUGUGUAAAUGGAGGCAUAUGGCCAUAUGCAGAUAUCUGUGGUGUGUGUGUGCAUGCACGGUGUGUGCAGAUGCAAAUAUUCUCCGUAGAUCUCAGACUGUGAUUGAACCCUGCACAGAAAACAAGUCAUUUUUAUAUAAUCUUGCGUUUGCUGUUCGUUUGCGUGUGUGUGUGUGUGUGUGUGAGGGAGAGAAAGGUAUAUGUACAUAUGACUCAUGAGAAAGUGUAUGUACAGUAAUAAACUACCAAUAAACAAGGCUAUGAGCAUCCUC